UGCUCGUAUACGUCAUUACAUCCUAUACAUACAUAGAACAUUAAUCAGGUUUUAUUGUUCGACAAAUUGCAUUAUAUCGACAUGUCAAUAUGUGAGCAAAAGCGAGGGAGGAUUCUUAAUUGAACUAUAUCAAUACAAUUCUAUUCGAUAAAAGCCAUAUAUCCUGCGAACACAUAUUACGUCUUAUAAAGAGAAUCCUGUACAAAUUAAUAAAUAUUUUCUGCUUUCGCCGUGAAUUACGUAUUAAACUAUAAUAUGCGUUUUCGAAUUAAUAUUACAUAAUUUCGUGCUCAAGGCUCUUGAUUUUAAUCUAAUCUAUGCGUGUUUUUGGAUGAAAACAUGACAGUUUGUUUUUUGCGAAAUAAUUGCGUAAACGAUUGUUUGACCGAAGCACAAAAAAAAUCAGCGUCAUAUCGAUUUUGUCUGCGCAUUUGUCUCUAUUAUAUGUAUAUUGUGAAAAUAACGAGAACCUAGAUAAGGAUCGCGACAAUUAUCGACGCCCCUUGAAGAAAAUUAUUUUUCUCUAGUGUAUGUUGAAAUCUUUCAUCGAACCUUUUAUACUACAUAUAGAGAAAGACAUUCUGCGUUUUAAAUAAUUCGAUUCUUAGUAGUGUCUUCGGUAUUUAUCUGCAAUCAUGAUACAAACUUCAAUGUUUAUUGCUAUCCAAAAAAAUGAAUGAUAUUACGCUUUUACACUGUUUUGCAAAUCUAUCUUUCUCCAUCCAUUUAUUCGCAAUAUAUAGUGUUGAUAAAUUAAUGCAGCCAAAACAAGUAUCUAUAUCGCUCAAAUCCCGAAAAAUCGUCCAACUACGAUGAAAUAAAGUUAAUUGAAGAAAAACAGCUCAUUAAUAUGAUAUCUUAACGUGUUCCCUCGUUGAUGCACUUUGCGCUUCGGGGCCGAAGUUUAGUUCCGUGUGUCUCUGGCGCAUGUUUAGCACAUGAUGUCAGUCGGAUUUGGUACUUUGAACGCAAUCUACAUUGAUGUUGCUUUUCUUUCUGCAUUUUAUCCGGCAAAAAAGCAGGCGUACAAACUGUAGACACUUUUCGGAGCAGAUUGUAAUAUAUAUAUAUAUAUAGUAAUAGUUACAAAAAGUUGCGAACCAAUUCGAGCUUCAACACCUCCUAUGACUUGGACCUGCGCUGAACAUACUUCGCUAGGGCAGCGGAAAAUGGAUAAGCUCAUCCUCAGCGAUAUGGAGAACGCGAUUAAACAGUUAAGCGAAGCCGACAGCGAAGAGAGUUUCGAGUGCAACGACACGGUGGAACUGCCGAACGAAUUGCGUUUCAAUGACGGUCACCUCGUGACGAUAAUCACUUACAGCAUCCUAAUGGUGAUAUCGGCUGCUGGGAACUUUAGCGUGCUGAUAAUGACUAUAAUAAAGAAGCGAAAGUCCAAGUCCCGUAUACACACCCUUAUAAUGCACUUGUCAAUUGCUGACCUCCUUGUGACGUUCUUAAUGAUGCCGCUUGAAAUCGGAUGGUCUAUAACGGUAUCCUGGGAAGCCGGAGACGCUAUGUGUCGUAUAAUGGCUUUCUUCAGGAUGUUUGGUCUAUAUCUUUCAUCCUUUGUAAUAGUUUGCAUAAGUAUAGACAGAUAUUACGCUGUGAUGCGACCUCUUCAGAUACUGGACGUUUACAGAAGAGGUAAAAUAAUGCUGAUGCUCGCAUGGAUUGGCUCUGUGCUAUGUUCUUUACCACAGAUGUUGGUGUUUCAUCUCGAGACACAUCCGAAUCACUCUUGUUACACGCAAUGUAUAACUUUCAACGUCUUCCCGUCGUACGCGCAUGAAAUUUCCUAUACUUUGUUCGGGAUGGUGAUAAUGUAUUGGUUUCCACUCGGCGUAAUAUUCUACACUUACAGCAGUAUUUUCAUGGAAAUCUGCCGUAGAUCCAAAGAGAAGAGCGAAGAUAAAAUACGUCGUUCCUCGAGCGGUUUCUUAAGUCGGGCUCGAGUACGCACUUUAAAAAUGACGAUAACCAUUAUCGCCGUAUUCAUUAUCUGUUGGAGUCCUUACUAUGUGAUGAGUGUCUGGUACUGGUUCGAUCGAACUUCAGCCCAGAAAGUCGACGAACGCAUUCAGAGAGCCCUCUUCUUCUUUGCCUGCACCAAUUCCAGCAUGAAUCCCAUCAUCUACGGCAUUUUCAACAUACGCCAGAGAAACAAAACAAAGAUUCAAUCCUAUCCCCUUUUGAGGCCCAUCAACACAACUAUGGAACUUCCAGUAGUAGCAUACGCUAAAGAUUCCAUUUUCACCAUUUUCGUAAUUGCCUUGCCGAAUCUCUUUAACCCCUCGACUUCAUAUAACAGACGCUCAUCGCAUGAUCGUGGCGCCGACGCGUGCAGCCACCAUCGAGACCCGAUUAACGCCGCUGUCUCUGUCGGUCAGACUUCUCGAUUGACGAUGAACGCGAUGUUCGCCAGAUCGAACAGAUGCGUUUAGAAGAAUGGAACUGAUGCCUCGGGUGUAUUCGCAUCUCUCUAUGGAAAAGGGACAGUCGCUGUGAACUGCGCUUUGAACGACCUCGCCGUCCAUAUGCGAUGCAAAUCCUAUGUAGCAUUGUUUACACAGAGCCAUGAGGAGUCUUAUACUCAUAUAUAUUGUCAAGUAUAUAAUAGGAUUAGGUUACAACGAUGAACUGUGAUCGCGAUCGAGUUUACGCUCGAUGGAUCCUUGAUGCAACGAGACGAGUUUUCCUCAGUAGACUAUUAUAUAUUCGUUCAUCUCUAGAUAUAUUUAUUUUUUAAUGUUAAGCUCUAGCGACUAAGUAAUUUUUAUUACGUAUUACGAUAUAAAUAACGUUUCGAGUGCAAAUAUGCAGCUUCGUAUAUGUGUGUUUUUAUUUUUAUAAUUUUACGACGCGAGAUUGUACAAACAAAUUACGUGAAUUAUUUAUACACUGCUAUAAUUCCGUUGUUUAUAAUUUCGUAUUUUUAUAAUAAUGGAUACAAAGAAAAUUGUAUAGGCGUUACGUACACUUCUCUCGUCACAUGUAAGAGUCUUAAUUAAAGCCCGCAAAAUUGAUUUAUCGUUUGUAAAUAUUUGUGUAGCAUGAAAAAAUGAAAAUAAAACAUUAAUUUAUGUGACAUAUAA
This is a messenger RNA of Nylanderia fulva, 3092 nucleotides long. RefSeq names its product adipokinetic hormone/corazonin-related peptide receptor variant I-like. The record is from RefSeq and is a predicted model, not a curated record. Gene Ontology annotation, molecular function: adipokinetic hormone receptor activity; peptide binding; G protein-coupled receptor activity. Gene Ontology annotation, biological process: G protein-coupled receptor signaling pathway; cellular response to hormone stimulus. Lineage: Eukaryota; Metazoa; Arthropoda; Insecta; Hymenoptera; Formicidae. Gene Ontology annotation, cellular component: plasma membrane.